CCUUCUUUGUGAGACUCGUGUGCAGCAGAAAACCAUAGUGGUGCAGUGGAGUUCAUCACAGUUCUCUGAAGAGAGCAGAGCUAUCCAACACACCUUCAGAUAGGCUCCGUUUCUCUUUGGACCUGUAUCUCAGCCCUACAACUUGAGGACUAUGGAUUUGACCUCUGGAGUAGAGAAGAUGUGGUCAGCGGCUGUAGUAGGGAAGGGUGCAACGUGUCUGUCAUGUAAAGGGAUCUGCUCUGGAUUUCUCCCCCAUUCCUGGAGAAAAGCCUGUACCCAGUGUGGCUGCGGUGUGGAAGACCACGGUCACAGCUCAGACCUGGAGGACGAUCACAAGAUGGGUCGUCUCCUCGCCAACUCCAAAUACGUCCACCUGACAGCCAAGGUGAAGGGCAUCCGAGUGUACAAACGGAACCGCAUGGUCAUCACCAACCCUGUGGUGUCCAGGAAGGACCCCACCUUCAACACCAUCACCUACGACUGGGCCCCGCCAGGACUCACACAGAAACUGGCCAUGCUGUAUAUGGAGUUGCUCCCAGAAGAAAAGCGUCCUGUAGCAGGGACUGAGGGAGCGAUGUACCGGCGCAGGCAGCUGAUGAGACAGCUGCCUGUCUACGACCAGGACCCCUCCCAGUGCCACGGGCCACUACCAGAGGAUCAGCUCCAGGCCAUGUCUGUCUUCAUGAAGCGCUUCAAAGAGGAGGCUCUAGGAGUAGGGGAGGUGGCGCUGCCUGGGGAGGGAGGCGCUAACCCUCCGCCCGUCGUCAAAGGAGAAAAGCAGAAGGACGGAACUGGGAAUGGGCAGGCCACCAAUGUCCAGCCAGACCCUGUUGAUACUCCUACCACCAAUGGGACUGGCUGCUGUAAAAUUGAAUAUCAUUGCAGUGGUUGCGGGGAGCUCGCCCCCCUGGACAGUCCUGUGGUGUAUGCAGAGUGGGCGGGCUACGACAAGCAGUGGCACCCGACCUGCUUCGUGUGUUCAGAGUGUGGAGAGGCUCUGGUGGAUCUUGUGUACUACUGGAGGGAGGGAGAGCUGCUCUGUGGAAGACACUACUGCCAGAGGACCAGACCACGCUGUUCGGGAUGUGAUGAGCUGAUCUUCUGUGAGGACUACAAGAAGGGGGGAGAUGGCCAGGCGUGGCACCAGGACCAUUACUGCUGCUGGCGGUGUGGCCAGAGUCUUGACAGCCCCUGUUCCUGUCCCCAAACACCCAGCCCCAAGCCUGUUUAGGCCCUCCACCACCCAGCCGUAACCAAGACCGCUUCUGACAGUUCCUGUCCCCAAACACCAAGACCAGUUUGACAGGCCCAUGCUCUUUACACCAAACACCAAGACUGGUUUAAACUCCCCCUUUACCCACCCACCAGCAAAGCCAUUACACCAAGGCUGGCCAUCUUCUAGAGAUAAAAUCACAUAAUAUGUAUAUGAUAAUGAUGUCACUGAGCUAACCCUUCUCUCGGGGACCUACAGUACCCCUGCAGGAUUUCCAUUAAUUUCCUUUUAAACCUUUAAUAAAGUCCUCAGUGAUUGGUUGUGAA
Oncorhynchus mykiss (rainbow trout) is the source of this 1539-nucleotide messenger RNA. Its product is annotated as LIM and cysteine-rich domains protein 1. The record is from RefSeq and is a predicted model, not a curated record. Gene Ontology annotation, molecular function: zinc ion binding. NCBI's taxonomy places the organism in Eukaryota, Metazoa, Chordata, Actinopteri, Salmoniformes, Salmonidae.